This is a messenger RNA of Dendroctonus ponderosae (mountain pine beetle), 629 nucleotides long. RefSeq lists its product as uncharacterized. The record is from RefSeq and is a predicted model, not a curated record. NCBI's taxonomy places the organism in Eukaryota, Metazoa, Arthropoda, Insecta, Coleoptera, Curculionidae.
AAGCCAUAGACCUAAAGAACGUUAAUAUUUAUCAAUCAUGAGAAGCCAUGACUUGACAGAACAAAAGGAUACACUUCCGGCCGAUUCUAAUGAAGAUCCUCCUAUAAAUGAAGGCGCAUCUACAUCAAAGGAUGUUCCAAGUGGAACAGCUCGUAAAGGUCAGUCUAAGGCUGACAGCCACAUCAGCACUUAUAGCAUGUCCAGAAGACUUACGAGACGACAGGCGAGUAUGCUCGAGUCUAUGAGUGUGGAAGAUGAAAUUGGUAAUAUGCCUAUUAUGGAAGAAAUUGAUCCAGUGCAACUUUUGGAUAAACCCGAAUUUAAAGGUAAGCAAGAUCCAGAUGAAGCAAAAGUUUACGAACGUUCCCCGUCUACUGGUUCCGAAACAUCGAGGCAAACCAGAGCCAGUUCAGUUCUUUCCCAACAUUUGGUUGGAGUAACUACAGCAAAGCCAACUAGAGCUGAAAAAGCUUCAACUUCAGGUGUUAAAUCCAAGAAAACACCAAUCGAUUUCGCAGCACCGAAAAGAUCUGAUGAUAUGGCCGAACUGGAGCAAAAUACUCUGAAAAAGGCUGGUUUACGUACGAGAAGUAGGACAAAUUCAGUGUCAUCCAUACAAUCUGACAACU